Molecule: messenger RNA, 2362 nt
Organism: Tachyglossus aculeatus (Australian echidna)
Lineage: Eukaryota; Metazoa; Chordata; Mammalia; Monotremata; Tachyglossidae
Gene: PRRT2
Product: proline rich transmembrane protein 2
Exons: 4
Coding region: 109-1296 (395 amino acids)
Cellular component (GO): membrane
Source: RefSeq, a predicted model, not a curated record
CCCGGCUGCUGCAGUGGUGGUGGCGGUGGCAGGAGUGGUCCCCGAGGGCGCCGGGAAGAGGAGGAAAGGGAGGACUUCCGGCCGCUGCCCCCAACCCACCGUCUCAAGAUGGCAGCCAGUGGCACGGAGGGAAAGGAGAUGAAGGGGCACGAGGAGGCCGCCACGCCCCAGAAACCAGCGGCUGAACCGGUCACUCCCGCCCCGGGGACUGAGCCUGCAGAGAGCCCAGCUCAGGACGCAGCCGUCCCAGAGGCCACGGGAGCGGGCCCGGACCCCACCGAGCCUUUGGGAACGGGUCCGGAAACCGGGCCGCCCCCGGGAGGAGACACGCAAACCCCGAAGACCCCGCCGAGGGCCACGGACCCGGCCGAGGCCUCGGGCACCACAAGUACGGACUCCAAACCCAAGCCAGAUUUGGGUCCGGAGCCGGAGAAAGCAGCGGGAGAGGGCCCAGAUUCUGCCCCGGAAAAAGGCGCAGACCUUAAACCGACGCCAGAAGAAGGCCCGGUCCCUAAUCCCAGGCCAGGAGCAGGGUCGGCUCCCAGCCCAACGCCGGGAGCUGAAACGGGCGCGGGAGCAGGCCCGAGUGCCACGGCGGCCCCAGGGGCAGGCUCGAGUGCCACAGCAUCACCGGGAGCAGCCGCGGGCGCGACAACGACCCCAGGGGCCGACCCAGGAGCCGAGGCCAAGACGGAGCCGCAGCCCGAUCCCACGUCAGCCCCCCAGCUAGAAUCCCACGUCCCAGCGGGAAGGCCUGCCUCGCCGGCCCCGGAGUCCCUAACAGAGGACCCGGAGGAGAAACAAGAGAAUGGGGCGGUUGUCCCGCUGCGGGCCGGCGGGGGGGAUGAGGGGCCGGGCCCCCAGCCCCAUUCCCCUCCUCCAUCCAAGGGAGGCCCUGCCAAUGGGGCUCCGCCUCGGGUGCAACAGCUGGUGGAGGAGGAGCGGGGUGGCAAGGGGCACGGCGGGGCCGGUGGGAGGCCAGGCUCUCCCCGGGGCAGCCUGAGUCGCCAACCAAGCUCCCUCCUUGGGGGGCCGGAGGUGGAAGGGGGUGAAGGCAUCCCCAAGCCACGUGACUAUAUCAUCAUCGCUUUCCUGUCCUGCUUCUGCCCCACCUGGCCCAUCAAUAUUGUUGCCUUCGUGUAUGCAAUAAUGUCCCGAAACAGCCUGCAGCAGGGCGACGUGGACGGCGCCCGACGACUGGGCCGGGUGGCCAAGCUCCUGAGCAUCGUGGCGCUGGUCGGCGGGGUCCUCAUCAUCAUCGCCUCCUGCGCCAUCAACUUCGGCCUGUUUAAGUGAGGGGGCUUUACCCGAGCCCCAAUACUUUUUUUCCUGUCGGAGCUGCCAAGGAAUCAGCCCUCCCCCAGGGGAAGCCCGGUCGGUGGGGCCUCUCACCCCCUGCUCCCACUGGGACCAAAGGAGCCAGAGCAGGGGCCAUGUUUACAGCUUCUCCUGUCUUUCCCAUCCUGCCCCUCCCCUCUUGCUCCUUUCCCCACCCCCCUCCACUUUCCUUACCGCCCCCCUCCCCCUUUUUCCUUUUCUUUGCAUUUCUCCCUUUCCUUCUCCCACCCUCUCUCCCUGCCUUAUCCUUCCCCUCAGGGUCACUUUUUUCUCCACUCCCAUCUCUCCCCUCCUCGAUCCAUCUUCCUUCUUGUCUUCCCUCUCCAUUCUUUCUUCCCCUGACCUCACACCCUCCAUUUUUCCUCUCCCUUCCCUGCUCCUUCAACCUCUCUCCUUUCUCCCGCCCAUCUCCUUCUCUUCCCAAGCCCUGCAUCCCCUCUCCACCACCUUGUCCAACUUCCAUCCCUCCUUUGUUUUUCCUCUCCCGCUCCCUCCCUCUUCCUCCUCAUCUUUUCCCUUUCUCCAACAAAGAAUACAGUGGUUAAUUCAGCAAAUAAAAAAAAAAGCACACCGGACUAGGGUCGCGGAGCAGGAAACACAACUUCAGAAGGAUCCCCCCUUCCCUUUCUCCCUGGAUGGGAGGGGAGGAGGGACUGAUGAGGCCUCCCUCAGCUGGACAGCUCCCUAAGACAAGAACCUUUCUGCCUUUCCUUCUCCUACCCAAGGGGUUUUCCUUAUUCCGACUGCUCUGAGGUUUCCAGGCAGAGAGAAGGGUUUGGUGAUCUAUCCAGCCCGGGAGAGGUUGGGGCCAAGGCAGGGUGGGUGGGUGCACGGGGAAUAUGCAAAAAAAAAAAAAUCCCCAAUCAAUCUUCGACUGUUCCUUCUCUCGACAAUUCCCUGGAAGGGGACCAGGGUCUUGUCUCUCCAAUCCUCCUCUUUCCCUUUCGCCCCCAAGGCUUUCUUCACCCCCUAGAAAGCCGGGGCCUAGAGACAUUUGCAUCUGGGGGCAUGUUGGGGAGGGAGG